CGCCGCCGGGACGUCAGUCCAUGUCAGUCGGUACGCGUUCUUCAAGUAUUAUUCGCCAGUAUUAGACGCGCGGAGUCGAGGUACAACGAGGGCGUGCGAUCGAGGAUACUUGGCUUAUAAGGCGCGUUACAAAUGUAAACGGAGCAAGAAACGCGUUUACCUCCGAGAGCGUCCGCGGUGUCUUCUGCCUGCAGCUUCUGCCUCUCGACGUGACGUAAAGCUUGACGUAAACGUCAAGCCCGCAACGCUCGGUCGAUUUGUAUUAACAGGCUACGAGUGCUAAUUACAUAAACCUAAACACCUGUCAAACAUUCGACGAGAUAAGUCACGCUCGAUAACGCACUAUAUCGAUCCAAGUCAAGUAACAAUGGUAUAUUGGCUACCGAAGAAACGUUUCGUGAGAAGGUAUCGUCCGUAUAGGAGCUCUACAUUAACGCAUUAAAAAUACAUGGGAAGUGUAUCGUAUGCGAAAGAGAAAGACGUACUUUAUGCGCAGAAACAAUUUUUUUUAAGUGAAGAGAGUUAGAAGCUUUUCGAUUGUAUGAUUUGCAAGUUUGUGGAAUUAAGUUUGGUCGAGGAGGGGACUUGCGACGAGAGAAUACUGUAAAGAACACAGUAACCACACUAACAAUCAUGAUGUCGAUGUAUCUACUAUUAGCGACAAUAGUACCAAUCGUCAUCCUUGAGAUUUGGUAUAUGGGAAUGUAAGUUACUUUAUCCAUUAAUCGUAUCUCUGUGAAUAUUUUCGUAUUCCUUUUCUUGUCGAUGUAACUGGCGCAUCGUAAGCUUGCAAGCUUUAUUUAAACCAAGACGAUAUGUAAAGUCGAUGUUUUUUUUGUUGGAUAAAAUUUAUGUUCACCCGACUGUUUAAAUGCUGUUGUGUCAGCUUAUUAUGACGCGGUGUCACUUUACAUCCUGCAGUCAGUUAUUCUGGUCAGUCACAGCGAAUCAGUACAGGAAUUAAUCAUCACCAAGUCAACUGCAUGAUUAAAUGGAACUAAAGAGAAAAAAAAACUUUAUCAAGACAUUGUCUGUCAUUUUUAUAAACGACAAUUUUAUAUUUCACUAUAAUUUUUCAUUUUCCAUAUUAAGAAACGAAUGUUAAUCUAAAUACAAGUAUGUUUUGAUUUAAAAGUAAGAAGAGGACUUUAGACUUUAGACAACUUCAGUUAUAUAUAUCUCUCUCUUUUAGACUAGAUUUAUCACCUGUUGCGAAUGAGUUGCAAAUAGGAGUGGGAGUGUAGUUAUAAUAAUUCAUCAAAGAGGGAGUGUUUUGAAUAAAAAGUAAUUACACAGCAUUUUUGUUUUGCUAGCCUUGGGUUAACAAAUAUAUGAAGAAACUCCUUUAUUUUAAUACGAUUAUUUAUGCUUAACUUGGACUAUGAAGACCUCUAUGCUGAUAUACCUUAUAAUAUUUGGGCUUCUACCUAUAAUUUUUCAUUAUUCUUAUACUCUUCAAAAGAAGAUACUUUUUUUAAAUUUUGUACAUUGGCCACUUAAAGUAGAGUUUUCCAAUCCAAAGUCGAUUGGUCUAGAAGGUGCCAGAAAUUUUUAUUUACAUACUGAUCAGCAAGUAAAGUUAGGUGCAUGGCAGAUAUUACCUCGGUCGUUAUUAAAUAAUUCCAUACCUGCGACAGAUGAAGCUUAUGAAGCGGCUUUAAGUAAUGCCGAGCAACCUGUGUUUUUAUACAUGCAUGGAAACAGUGGUAAUAGAGCAAGUUCGCAUAGACUUGAGCUUUAUAAGCUUUUCCAAGACCUAGAUUAUCACGUUAUAUGUUUCGAUUAUAGAAGCUACGGCGAUAGCGAUGUAGUCGAGCUCUCUGAGGAAGGCGUAGUUAUGGAUAGUAAAUAUGUUCUCGAGUGGGUGAUGAAGAAAGUUAAUGGUUCAGCUCCAGUUUUUGUUUGGGGUCAUUCUCUGGGAACCGGAGUCUCUACGCACGUAUUAGAUCUGCUAGCAGCUGAAAAUAUACAGCCAACUGGAUUGUUUCUGGAAGCACCAUUCAGUAGCAUACAAGAUGAAUUAACAGAACAUCCAUUUGCACAGAUAUUCAAACAUUUACCAUGGUUCCAUUGGAUAGCUGUUGAACCAUUUUAUAAGAAUAAUCUGCGAUUUGAAUCUGACAAGCAUAUUACUAAGAUUGACUGUCCUAUUAUGAUAUUACAUGCUGAAGAUGAUGGUGUAAUUCCAGUUUUUUUGGCAGAAAAGCUUUAUCGAGUAGCGUUAGAUAGUUUUGGAAAUAACACAAGUCGUAUUGAAAUGAUAAAAAUAGAUUCAUCUUAUGGACUUGGACAUAAGUAUAUCUGUAGAUACAAAGAACUACCUAGUAUAAUUAGGACAUUUGUCGCCAAAACACACGGAAAUUGGACUGAAUAACUAUUAUUUGGAUUAGAAAAUUAAAACUGUAAAUUAUUUCGUAAAUUACGAUAUAAUGUAAAUUAUGUCAUAAGAUUCGUAGAGUCAGAAAUUAUUUUAUUUACAUAAAGUAAUGAAAAGUAAUAUGUUUAUAAAAUUAGAUUUCUGAUAAAAGAUGAGGUAUUUGAAAAAGACACAUUUUUAAUAUUUGAACGAUUUUUUUAUUUUUUAAAAACUCUUGAUAAAAAUUCUGUUUUUUUAAAUAUUAUAUUUAUUACAACUUUUAUAUUUAACAUCCUAGUAUUAUAAUUGUAUGUACAAUGUGAAAAAUACUGUGAUGUCAAACGCUUAAACUGUGCACUUCAUUUUUGUGUUUGAACUUCAUUUAAAAUUGUCAAGUGUAAAAUUUAUUUAGAUAAUACAUACAUUUUUUGAAUGUGGUAUCGUAUGAUACAAUUUGUCCUAUACUCACAUUUUUUUAUUUGAUGACAAAAUACAUUCGAAAAAUAUUGUAAGAAUUGUCUGUUAAAUAAAUGGAAAUGCAUUGAUAGUGAAA
Messenger RNA from Wasmannia auropunctata (little fire ant), 2909 nucleotides. RefSeq names its product monoacylglycerol lipase ABHD12. Gene Ontology annotation, cellular component: endoplasmic reticulum membrane. The transcript has 11 exons. Bases 1382 to 2374 code for a protein of 330 amino acids. Gene Ontology annotation, biological process: monoacylglycerol catabolic process; phosphatidylserine catabolic process. Lineage: Eukaryota; Metazoa; Arthropoda; Insecta; Hymenoptera; Formicidae. The record is from RefSeq and is a predicted model, not a curated record. Gene Ontology annotation, molecular function: phosphatidylcholine lysophospholipase A1 activity; monoacylglycerol lipase activity.